AUGGUGACCGGGCACAGACCCCGCCACCAGGGCUCCACAGCGGGGGAGGAGGAGUGGUGGGCUGGGGACAGAGGGAAGGGGAGGGAGGGUGUUAAGGGGGCCGCCCGCGCAAAGGCCCCGCCCCUCCGAGGCUCCCCCCUCCGCCCCGACCCGCACCGGCGCUGCCCCUCACCCGGCUCCAGCCGUCCGCGCCCCCGCUGCCGCAGGGCCCCUAGCUGGGCCCGGGCUCCCGGGCCCAGUCAGCUCGGUCCGCAGCCGCUGCUCAAACAGCAGCUCCCGCCGCCGCCGCCGCCAUGGCCCGGGCGCUGGGGCCCUACGUCACUUCCGCCUGCCCCUCCACCCUACCCCCCCAGCCCCUGCUGGCGGAGACGUCACCCGCCACUCGCGGCGCGGGGGGGACGCGACGUGGACGCCCUGGUUCUCCCGCUCUCGGGACGCUCCCGGCCCAGUGAGGAGCUGGCUUCCUCGAAGUCCCGCGCCACGUGGGGACCACAGACCCUGUACCCGGGCCAGCGCCGUCCCGCAGCCAACCUUAGCCACCAUUCCCUUCUCGAGGCCCCCACUUGGGGCCUCCGCUCCGCAGGGCGGGGCCUGGGAUCGCUUCGACCCCUGAAGGGGGACGUAGAGAUUGAAAAAGGGACCACCUCCCCCACCGUGUCCCCUAGCGGCUCUGGGGAACGGGUCCCCCCUCCUCACAAUCCCAGCCCAGGAUUCGGGGGGUGUAAAUGCUGCAAAGGAUCCUCUGUCGCUUCAGUUCUCCAGUCCCGUGAACGCAACUAA
Manis pentadactyla (Chinese pangolin) is the source of this 780-nucleotide messenger RNA. Its product is annotated as proline-rich protein 2-like. The coding region runs from base 1 to 780 and encodes 259 amino acids. The transcript has a single exon. Lineage: Eukaryota; Metazoa; Chordata; Mammalia; Pholidota; Manidae. The record is from RefSeq and is a predicted model, not a curated record.